UCUUCAGAUCUAUAGCGUGCAAGUAUACGCCGGCAUCAAUCCCGCUCGGCCUUUUGAGCACCCAAGAACCUGCAAGAAUCCCGCCUGCGUCAUGCGCGAUGCAUCACAAGGCGUUCUGCGCCCGUUCCCCUUCUUGUUCUUCUCGUUCUUCCCCGUUCUUUGCCUUGGCCGGUCGCACGUCAGGCGGGCAGGAAGGCCCGACGACCGCGCAUGAGCGAGCGGCGAGGCUCCAUCGGCAUGACGGGGUUUCCCUUGUGGUCAACGCGGAGCCAGGCGUCCGCCAUGAGAACGUCCUGGGACAUCGGGGGGACAUGUGUGGCAUUACUUACCUCUUGGGAUUGGGGAGAUGGAUCGCCAGAGGGUCGGCGCUGGGUGCCGUAUAUAUAAAGACGGCGAUGUAGGAGCAAUGGCUACAGCAGAGGACUACCGCACGUUGCUUCUCUACUUGCCUAACGACCCAAGACUCCUUGCAAUUCAUCAUGUUCCCCAGCAUUGCGUUGACCCUCGCCGCCCUCGCAGGUCUCGCUGCGUCCACGACGAUCACCGUCGUCAACCACUGCAGUUCCGCGGUCGACCCAGGCUUCUUCCCCGCGGCGAACAACGGCGCGCUCGGCGGCUUUGCGCUGGCGGCGGGCGCGUCGCAGGCCGUGACGCUCCCGUCCGGCUACAGCGGGCGCGCGUGGGGCCGCACCGGGUGCGACGACGCUGGUGUGUGCACCACCGGGAGCUGCUCGGGCGGCGUGAACUGCACCGCGCCUGCCGCCGCAGGGCCCACGCUUGCGCAGUUUACGAUCAACGGGUUCUCGAACCUGGACUUCUUCAAUCCGGGCGUUGCGGACGGGUUCAACAUCCCGGUGACGAUCACUCCCGGCGCUGGCUGCUCGACUGCUGCUGUGACGUGCUCGAACGCCGCUGGAGCUGGUAACGGCUGCGGUGCGACUUCUACCUGCCCGACCGGUACCGCCUACACCCUCUCCUUCUGCUGAGAGUUCUUUCCCCAUCAAAAACUCGGACUUACAUAUGGACUCUACGGACACAUGUACUAGCGCACUGUAAUGGCUCUUGUAAACAUUCGUCGUAGCAAUAUGAACAAAACGCUGCCUUGCAGACGAAAUGCCGCUAUAUGCCGUGGC
Molecule: messenger RNA, 1133 nt
Organism: Punctularia strigosozonata HHB-11173 SS5
Lineage: Eukaryota; Fungi; Basidiomycota; Agaricomycetes; Corticiales; Punctulariaceae
Product: Osmotin thaumatin-like protein
Exons: 5
Coding region: 480-986 (168 amino acids)
Biological process (GO): defense response
Cellular component (GO): extracellular region
Source: RefSeq, a predicted model, not a curated record